This is a messenger RNA of Delphinapterus leucas (beluga whale), 2951 nucleotides long. RefSeq names its product CDK2 associated cullin domain 1 (gene CACUL1). Gene Ontology annotation, molecular function: ubiquitin protein ligase binding; protein kinase binding. Lineage: Eukaryota; Metazoa; Chordata; Mammalia; Artiodactyla; Monodontidae. Gene Ontology annotation, biological process: positive regulation of protein kinase activity; G1/S transition of mitotic cell cycle; ubiquitin-dependent protein catabolic process. The record is from RefSeq and is a predicted model, not a curated record.
CGCGGCUGGUUCCUCGCACCACGUGCCCUCCGGGCCGCUCCCCCAGCUGCCCUUUCCAGCUGCCUGUUGGAAGCUGCUGUAAAAUGUCGUGACGGGCGCUGCUGCUUUACGGCUGCCUCUCCCUAAGUGGAGCCCUGGAGCGCCCACCGCCGUCAGCCCUGUCUCUACGAGUCGGCCGGGCAAGAUUGAGAGGCCCGGCGCGCCGCUGCCCUCCCCGCCGCGCCCGUUCCGGCCCUCGGCGAUGUGAGCUCGAGGAGGCUGCGGUGCCCCCCCGGCCUGGGGUUGAGACGGGCGGCAGGUGCCUGUGAGGCGGGCGGGUGCUGGGGGCCUGCAGGAUGGAGGAAAGCAUGGAAGAGGAGGAGGGGGGCAGCUACGAGGCGAUGAUGGACGACCAGAACCACAACAACUGGGAGGCCGCCGUGGACGGCUUCCGGCAGCCACCCCCACCCCCUCCGCCCCCCUCUUCGAUCCCAGCCCCUGCCCGAGAGCCUCCGGGGGGUCAGCUGCUGGCGAUGCCUGCGGUCUCCGUGGACAGGAAAGGCCCCAAGGAGGGGCUCCCGAUGGGGCCACCGCCGGAGCCGAAUGGGGUGAUCAUGAUGUUGAAGAACUGCGACGCGGCUGCCGCCGUGGCCAAGGCGGCCCCCGCCGCCACCCCCACCUCCAGCAUCAACAUCAACACCUCCACCUCCAAGUUCUUAAUGAAUGUUAUAACUAUUGAAGAUUAUAAGAGCACAUACUGGCCAAAAUUGGAUGGUGCCAUAGAUCAGCUUUUAACUCAGAGUCCUGGUGACUAUAUCCCCAUAUCCUAUGAACAGAUAUACAGUUGUGUGUAUAAAUGUGUAUGCCAGCAGCACUCGGAACAGAUGUAUAGCGAUCUGAUUAAAAAGAUAACUAAUCACUUAGAAAGAGUCUCAAAGGAGCUGCAGGCCAGCCCUCCAGAUCUCUAUAUUGAAAGAUUUAAUAUAGCUCUUGGACAGUAUAUGGGAGCAUUGCAGAGCAUUGUGCCUCUUUUCAUAUAUAUGAAUAAGUUUUACAUCGAAACCAAGCUUAACAGAGACUUAAAAGAUGACCUUAUAAAGCUGUUUACGGAACAUGUUGCAGAAAAGCACAUUUACAGCCUAAUGCCUUUACUUUUAGAAGCCCAGUCAACACCAUUUCAGGUCACACCUUCAACUAUGGCAAAUAUUGUGAAAGGCCUGUACACUCUCAGACCAGAGUGGGUUCAGAUGGCUCCGACUCUAUUUUCUAAAUUUAUUCCAAACAUUCUCCCUCGUGCAGUGGAGUCUGAACUUUCUGAAUAUGCUGCUCAAGAUCAGAAACUUCAAAGAGAACUUAUACAGAAUGGUUUUACAAGUUAAUGGACAGAUUCUCGUUUGGGCUGGAGUUUAUGUGAAACAUCUUUAGGUUCAUGGAAAUAUCGCGUGGAGUUAUUUCAAAGCUAGAAGUAACGUACAAGCUAAGAGCAAUAUUUUCUUUUUAUGUAUUACCUGCAUAAUUGAAUUGCUUAUUGGGGGAAGGGCAGGUUGGUGUUUGUUGUCAAAGAAUACAUUAUGGAAGAUAAGCUCGUUUGGGAACUUCUAGCCUGCAGUCUCUCAGAUGGAGCAUCCUCAUUCAAACCAGCCUAUGGGCCUCUUCAGAGGGUCUGCCAGAUAGCUUUUAAAGGCAAGUAAAAUGUUCUUGCUGAGUGAUUGUUACCUGGAUUUCUGGAACAAAAUAGAACCUUGUUAGGAGUAUUAUUGGUCUUUUAGCUGAGAGGGUCACUCCUAGCUGAGAGGAUUGGGGCUUUUUCAUUUAGUAGCAGGGGUCUGGUUUUGAGGGCAGCUUAUAGCUUUCUAGACUUGUAGCAUUAUUAGGUAAUGUCUCUGGCAGCCUCUCGCAUGCACACACCACACUUACAUUCUUUGUGCCUCCCGUUGUUUUCACAUCUGCAUUUUUCUCCUGUUAUUUUUGCAUGUUCCAUUUUUAAAAAAAUUUUGGGGGGUGGGAAUGAAGGCUGUCUGUAGAAGUUGAGGUUCCAGAUACAAGAUCCAUCCUGUAUCUUCCUUUUUGCUCAGCAUUAACUUGCUUGUUUCAGAAUAUUUGGUGAAUGCUACUGUGAUGAUACUAGUGUAAGACUCUCAGCAGGCUUUGGCCAGAUACUGCGUUAACAAUAGAGGUGUUUAAAAGCAGUAUUAAGGCGGAUCUGUUUAGGGCUCUUUAGGCUGUCUAAAGCUAGUUUGUGCUAAGUUUUCCUCCAAAUGCUCAGCCUAGAGAAGAACCCUGCAGAGACCCUUUGGUGUGUUCUCUUCCUGCCGGUCCUGAAGACUCCUCACCCAGCUCAGCAAGAGGUUUCUGUCCUGGUCUUGAGUGUAACCAGAGAAAGAAAGUGGGAAACUUUGGUAAUCUGGAGGAUUACACAAAAGCAUGAAAUAAUUACUUGGGCUGCAUUUUAAUCCAUCUGUAGAGGCUAUUUAUGAAUUAUUCACUUAUUAAUUCAGCAAAUACUUUGUAUUUUCUAUUAUGUGCUACAUGCUGCUCUAGGUACUGGGUGAACAAGACAGGCAGAGUUCCUGUUUUUAUGGAGCUUAUGCUUUGCUGUUGGGAGUUAAGUAACAAACAUGUAAACAGAUUAUUUCAAGUAAUAAUAAGUGCUAGGCAGAAAAUGAAACAGAUUAUGGGAUAGAGAGUGAGUAACCAAGGCAUGCAUGAGGGGCUGUUCCAGCUAACUUGGUGAUGUAAUGCCCCUAAGGAGGAGAAUUCCAGCUAAACGGUAAGGAGAUAGCCAUGUGGCUAACUCAGGGGAAGAGUGUUGCAGGCAGAGAAAGUAGUAAGUGCAGAAGUGCUAACAUGUCCAAGGGACAGAAAGAGAGCCAGAGUGGCUGAAGUAUAAUGAACAGGGGUAGAAAAUGAGCUUGGAGAGGUAGGCAGGAGCCAUAUCUCACAGGACUGGGAAAAUGAUUUUUUAUAUAUAU